This is a messenger RNA of Colletotrichum higginsianum IMI 349063, 468 nucleotides long. RefSeq names its product Ubiquitin-40S ribosomal protein S27a. Gene Ontology annotation, molecular function: structural constituent of ribosome; ubiquitin protein ligase binding; protein tag activity. The transcript has 2 exons. Gene Ontology annotation, cellular component: cytoplasm; nucleus; ribosome. The record is from RefSeq and is a predicted model, not a curated record. NCBI's taxonomy places the organism in Eukaryota, Fungi, Ascomycota, Sordariomycetes, Glomerellales, Glomerellaceae. Gene Ontology annotation, biological process: translation; modification-dependent protein catabolic process; protein ubiquitination. Bases 1 to 468 code for a protein of 155 amino acids.
AUGCAGAUCUUCGUGAAGACCCUCACGGGUAAGACUAUCACCCUUGAGGUGGAGUCUUCCGACACCAUCGACAAUGUCAAGUCCAAGAUCCAGGACAAGGAGGGCAUCCCCCCCGACCAGCAGCGCUUGAUCUUCGCCGGCAAGCAGCUCGAGGACGGCCGCACCCUCUCCGACUACAACAUCCAGAAGGAGUCCACCCUCCACCUGGUCCUGCGCCUGCGUGGUGGUAUGGCCAAGAAGCGCAAGAAGAAGGUCUACACCACCCCCAAGAAGAUCAAGCACAAGCGCAAGAAGACCAAGUUGGCCGUCCUCAAGUACUACAAGGUCGACUCCGAUGGCAAGAUUGAGCGUCUCCGCCGCGAGUGCCCCUCCGACACCUGCGGUGCCGGUGUUUUCAUGGCUGCCAUGAACGACCGCCAGUACUGCGGCCGCUGCCACCUCACCUACGUCUUCGACAAGAAGGAAUAA